AUGGAGGGUUGCAGCCAUUUGUCAACUUCCAAAGGUGUUUGCACAUCCUGUGGAUUGUGUCUGGAAGCAGAGGAUGGCUAUGUGCCAUCAUAUGCAUUCCGCUCAUUUAUAGCACCAAAAAAGAUGAAAUAUCUUGCAAGUGAUAGGUCUGGGAGAUACAACAAAGAUGUGGAAUCGUUGGUUAACAUUUUAAAUGUUUCGGGCUAUUUUGACGAAGUUAGGCAGGUCUUGGAGACCAAAAGGUUCAAGCAGAGAGUCGGCGUCAAUGACAAGAUACUAUCAAUAAUAUACAAUGUGCUUAGGAGACAUCACUAUCCGAUAUCCUAUAGUGAUCUGAAUCCCUUUACGGAAAGGACAGGAUUGAGGUUCAAGAGAAUACUUUUAAGAGAGUUUGAGCAUGUAGAAGCGUCUUUUGAAUAUCUUUCGGCUAUUUUUGACAGAGUAAGGGAUUUUUAUUCUACACAAGGAUUUGAGGGAAACUGCACUCUAAAGAACUUUAUUUCAGUAUGCAAGAACAACGAGGGAGUCAAUCCUUAUAGCCUUUGCUUGGCAUACUUCAUCAAGGAUAGCAAUUUGCCAAACUCCUAUAGAAAGUUUAAUCUUGAAAAGAUCAUGAGCAUGUCCUCUUUGAGGAGGAUGAUGAAGAAAAUUAAAGAAGCAGAAUCACCAACUGCAGUGCCUGUGGCGAAAAAAAGACUAAGAGUCAAAGAUGAUGCGAAGAAAUACCUUAUGAGGAAGUUGCAGGAAACGCCAUAA
Messenger RNA from Encephalitozoon hellem ATCC 50504, 756 nucleotides. RefSeq lists its product as uncharacterized. The transcript has a single exon. The record is from RefSeq and is a predicted model, not a curated record. The coding region runs from base 1 to 756 and encodes 251 amino acids. Lineage: Eukaryota; Fungi; Microsporidia; Unikaryonidae.